Nicotiana tabacum (common tobacco) is the source of this 1347-nucleotide messenger RNA. Lineage: Eukaryota; Viridiplantae; Streptophyta; Magnoliopsida; Solanales; Solanaceae. The record is from RefSeq and is a predicted model, not a curated record.
GNUAGAUCAACCUUCUUCUCUCUCUUUUAUUUCUACGACAUUUGAUCCAGCAAGAGAUUCUGAUUUUCCAGAACAAGAAAUAAUUUCUGGGGGUUUACAUUUCGAAUGGAGAGCUUUAGAAAAGCAUAUGGAGCACUUAAAGAUUCAACCAAGGUUGGCCUAGCCAAGGUCAACAGCGAAUUUAAGGAUUUGGAUAUCGCUAUUGUAAAGGCAACAAACCACGUUGAAAGCGCUCCAAAAGAAAGGCAUGUUGCAAUGAUAUUUGCUGCAACAUCGGUUACACGUCCACGAGCAGACGUUGCCUACUGCAUUCAUGCACUCUCUAGACGAUUGUCAAAGACACGCAACUGGAUAGUUGCCCUAAAGACACUGAUAGUUAUUCACAGAGUUCUGAGAGAAGGUGAUCCUACUUUUAAAGAGGAAUUGCUGCACUUCUCUCACAGAGGGCAUAUUUUCCAAAUAUCCAACUUUAAAGAUGACUCGAGUACACUUGCUUGGGAUUGCUCUGCCUGGGUAAGGACUUAUGGACUUUUUCUGGAGGAAAGACUCGAGUGUUUUAGGACUUUGAAGUAUGAUAUCGAGGCAGAGAGAUUGACCAAAACCUCACCUGGAAUUUCCAAGGUGCAUAGCAGAACAAGGCACUUAAAUGGUGAAGAACUAUUAGAGCAGCUCCCAGCAUUGCAGCAGCUUCUAUAUCGCUUGAUUUGUUGCCAGCCUGAAGGAGGAGCCUGUUACAAUUUUCUUAUUCAGUAUGCCUUAGCACUGGUUUUGAAGGAGAGCUUCAAGAUCUAUUGUGCAAUCAACGACGGGAUUAUUAACCUUGUUGAUUUUUUUUUUGAAAUGUCCAAGCAUGAUGCCAUAAAAGCUCUCAACAUAUAUAAAAGAGCGGGGAAACAGGCUGAAAGUCUAGCUCAUUUUUAUGACUUCUGCAGAGGGCUGGAUCUUGCUCGGACAUUUCAGUUUCCCAUUUUGAAACAGCCACCUGUUUCCUUUCUGGCAACUAUGGAGGAAUACAUACGAGAAGCACCACAGAUAGGUUCCAUGUCAAGUAGGAGGCUGGAGUAUAGAGAAACGGAGCAAGAACCUGAAACACCUAAAGAACCUGUCCCUGAAGAAAAGGAAGAGCAAGUUGAAGCAGCUGAAAAUGGCAAAGAAGAACAGGUUGAAGCACAAGAGGAACCUCAGCCUGAAAAAUUAGAAGAAACUCCACCGCUGAAAUCAACGGAAGAGCCUGUUGAUUUGCUGGGUUUGAACCAAUUGGAUCGAAAAGUUGCAGAAUUAGAGGAAAGCAAUGCGUUGGCUCUUGCGAUAAUUCAACCGGGUAAAGAAAAUCCAUCAGCGAAUUAU